AUGACUCUGGAUCGCUACUCUUACAUUGGCCCCAUAGACCACACAGUCGCUCCCAAACUAGAAAAUGUACGGGGAAAGUCGGUCAUCGUUACUGGGGGAGCCAAUGGCAUGGGUGAAGCCUUCGUGAGGGACUUCGUCGCUGCUGGCGCCUACGUGACCUUUGCAGAUGUCAACGAGCAGCGUGGCCAAGCAAUUGAGGCAGAGCUCAAUGCUAAUGGAACAACAUGCAAGUUCGUGAAAUGCGAUAUUAGAGAUUGGGACCAACAAAAGGCAGUCUUUGAAAAGGCCAAAAGCCAGAGUCCGAGCAACAGUGUUGACGUUGUGAUUGCAAACGCUGGAAUCAGCCGGAGCUCUGGCGACAGUUUGUGGAACUUGGACGACCCUGAUGGCGAGCCAACAAAACCCGACUUGAACAUUGUUCGCGUCAACAUUGACGGGACAUUCUACACGUGGAAACUGGCGGUUCAUUAUUUCCGCAAGCAGCCGGUGAAUGAUGAGAGAGACCGAUGCUUUAUCAUCACAGGCAGCAUGGUGGCGUGGAUAGACUCUCCCGUAAGUAAACAUUUCGGCUGCGCAGCAGUUUUGUAUCUGACUGAGAUGCGGCAGGGUAACUGGGAGUACACGGCCACAAAAUAUGGACUGCGUGGCUUCAUGAGAACAGUUCGAAGAUCCAGUCAUGAGCAAUCUAUACGGAUUAAUUACGUGGCACCAUGUUGGAUCAAGAGUGCCAUCCGAACGGCCGAGUACGAAAAGUGGCUUAUCGACAAUGGGGUCGAGUUUGGCGAGCAGAAGGAUGUCUCAAGCUGCAUGUUGCGAAUUGCUACCGAUAAGUCUAUAAAUGGCCGUUCUCUGAUGAUAACUCCUCGCACAAUCGCCGAAGAGGGAUUUGUGGAUAUUGAUAGAGAAGACUAUAAGGACACCCCGGAGGAUGAAUAUCUAAAGAAGGUACAGGCCUCUCAGCUAGUGAUAAUUAAAGACAAAUGGCUGGACGACUACAAGGUCAGGAUAUACAAGGACUGA
This is a messenger RNA of Clonostachys byssicola, 1020 nucleotides long. The record is from the annotation of a GenBank genome assembly. NCBI's taxonomy places the organism in Eukaryota, Fungi, Ascomycota, Sordariomycetes, Hypocreales, Bionectriaceae.